ACGAUUGUAAACUUUGAAAGUAGAGAGAAACUCUAAAUAAGUGGUCAGUAGUAGCGAGAAGCGCAUGCGGGGGUACAUUCGAGGUAAAUGUGUUUUCAUCAACAGGAUUUCCGUGUAAUAUAUUUUGACAAUUUAUCGACAUUUUUUUUCGUACUGCGAGACGUGCAAGCGAUAUUUUCCAUGCGCGUGCGAACCAGGUUUUAUAACAGGAGUCAAUAUAAUAUUAAAGCGAACUAUUGUAUGUAUAUCCAUUUGUUCAACCAGAUAUUCGAAAACUUGAGUACAAUACAAUGGAAGCAAUUAAACUUCGAAAAUAAUACCAGCGUAACCUUCUUUUUUUUAGAUAGAAGAAAGCUUUAUAGCCGUUCGCAUGCGGAGACGCUUUUUCUUCCCAAACUGUGAGAGUGGGAGUUGUAAUAACGUAGUACUGCUGUUAAUACUUUUUACAGAGACUAUAGAAGUUGCUGAAAUGAAAGUGAAUUUAUGAUUUUCUUUGCCCUGACAUGGUACCCCUUUUUGGUUGGGCAUUCUGCGAGGGAUACAGUCAACUCUUAUCAUUAGCGAUAAAUAUGUUUUUCUAUUUUAUACAGGACUUCUAUGUUUUAGGUUUUCUCGUAAAUUUGUCUAAAGUACUAUUAGGCUUGGUUAUUGCCUUCAAUUAGCAAAGCUGUGAUAAACUUCAACGAUUGCACAGUGCAAAAGCCUGCCAAGAAGAGGGAAAAGUGAAGGAAGGAAUUCCUCUGGGUCCAUGGCCGAGCUGUUAAACAGGGAUCUAGGAUGUAAAAGAACAUUUCUAGGUAUUAAUAUGUUGUUAAUGUAAGUACAUACAAGUAUGGUGACAAGAUACACUCCAUCUACUGUAUUAAAAACAAUUAUUACUUUUUACGAGCAAUGUGUGAAGAAAUGUUACGCGAGACAUAUGGUUAAUCAUUUUAGGAGAGUCUUGGAAAACGCAUGGCUGACGUAAAAUCGUCCAGUGUUUCUGAGGGAUGAGAUAUGUGAAAAGUUCAGGUUUCAUAAGUGUGUCCGUCGAUGCUAAGUAACUAGAUAAGAAGGUAGUAGUAGCAGUAGUAGUAGUUCUGGUAAUACUUAGCAGAUAGUAGGGCUAGUAGUAGAUUAUUCGGCCAGCAUGCAAGGUGGUUUGUAAAACUUGGAUACUCCCUCCAUUUUGUGGCCCCGCGAUGGUCUCCAAAACUAUAUUUAUUAUUAUACGCUUUUUAAUUAUAUUUGAUAUUCACUAUUUCUAUUUUACUAUCAACAGCUGAAUAAAACACCUUUAUUAAUUGAGAAAAUAUAUUUACAAGUAAAAUGGUUCUUAUUCUUAGGUAUUUCAUAGGUAUGUUUUCUAUGACUAUUUAUGCCUUAAAAUCGUAGCGCAAGUGUUAUUCUUAGUUUGUUUCAGCUUUUAGGAGAGAGUGAGAACAUUCCGUAUUUCAGGAAGCGCGAUGAUAAAUAUUGAUGAUAAUAAUGUAUUCAUUGUAAUUUUAAUUUUAGCUCACAUUUGGUAUUUACUUUCUUUAAGGUGCAUAUUUUAUGAACUUAUCUAUUUUUAGCUAAGAUGUGAUUGCAUAUUUCUUAUUUUUACGUAUUUUACAGAAUUGCUGUCCUAAAACUUUCAGGUUUUCUUUCAGAAUCAUAGCCCAAAUAUUUUUAUCGAGCUUUGUAGGGGGAAACUCCAAAUUUCAGGAAUGGUACAAGUUAUAGACACUCCCGAGCGUAAUAAACGUGAUAUAAUGAAUAUUGAUGAUAAUGGCAGCUGUCCCAAAAAAUGUUCUGCCUAGAUAGCUGGAUGAAUGUUUCAUGGGCAUACACGAGUAGAGUGAAUAGGAACAAUAAAAUUAUGUUAAGAAUGAUUAAAGCCCCCGAUUUAUACAGCAAUAUAUGAAGACAGCAAUCAAACGAACAUCACAAUUUUUACAGGAUAAAUGUGUGGAUAAUAGUAGCAUGGUCUACUGUCAAUAUAGGUAUUGAUGAAAUUUUACGAAAUACGAGUAUUUGCAGCCAGAUUCCAAGCAAAAGCUUCUAAAAACGUUCACGAUUUCCAUACGUUUGAAGAAAUUCAGGGACAUAUUUGGGAAACUAACAUAAUGACGCCAAAAGUUAUAUUUCUUCACGCCCUUGAAGAUGAUUGCAGGCUGAUACAUGCAGAACGAGCAUCAAUUGAAUUGAUAAUUGAAAUGAUGAAGAGGUUAAGAACUGUGGCAUGCUGGCGAUUUUCGAUUGUGCAAAUGAACCCAGAAUUACGGAACGACUUGAUUUUUCUUCACCUGAUAGAAUUGAUCUUAGCAGUGGCGGUUGAGGUUUUCUAGGGGUUUUCCUCGCCCGAGUGCGAAUGCAGUCACUAAGAAACCACGUUCCCCUAAUGAAUUGUAGAUAAAAUGAAAAUUGUACUUAUCCUAUUAAUGAUCAUGUAAUUUUAGAUCAAAUAGUCAUUAAAUAUAUUUAUAUAAUAAA
Molecule: messenger RNA, 2454 nt
Organism: Acanthoscelides obtectus
Lineage: Eukaryota; Metazoa; Arthropoda; Insecta; Coleoptera; Chrysomelidae
Source: the annotation of a GenBank genome assembly